Molecule: messenger RNA, 2638 nt
Organism: Exophiala xenobiotica
Lineage: Eukaryota; Fungi; Ascomycota; Eurotiomycetes; Chaetothyriales; Herpotrichiellaceae
Exons: 2
Coding region: 350-2038 (562 amino acids)
Molecular function (GO): iron ion binding; monooxygenase activity; oxidoreductase activity, acting on paired donors, with incorporation or reduction of molecular oxygen
Source: RefSeq, a predicted model, not a curated record
CUCAGAUGCAAUGGCCACAAUUGCUAUACGGGCGGAAUAGGUGGACAAUAUCUUUUCUGUUGUCUGCAAGAUGCAUACGACACGAGAGCCACGAACAAUGGGAAGGCUGGAUUCCUGUCUGCCGGAUGAUCCCUGUUGCCUCUCAGCUGAGUCAAGUCUCUCGAGGCGGGUAAUCCAUUCGGAUGCCUCAAAUCUUGUACGACAUCUGCGUUUGUUGAGCAACCUCGUAAUUUGGUCUCCACAACCCGUGACCAGCGGGCAUGCGUCUUGGGUAUAUGAAUCCCUUUCUGGUGCGAUUUCCUCUGUGCAUCUCCUUUGAACAUUUCGUCUAAGUUCAUCCACGCUCACAAUGACAUACACCUUCUUGAAUACACUACUUGGAGCAGCCUUAGUAGUCAAAUUUGUCCUGGGCUACAGUCUCAUCCACCAACCUAUUAUAUUCUUAUCCUCAACGAUACACAUACAACUAAUUCUUACUGCCUUGUGGGUUAUCUGGUUGGCACCCAUAGUAAGUCCGCUGCGGAAGUUCCCCCUUGCUCCUCAGGGACCAUGGUGGAAAACUUUCCUGCUCGAACCAGAGCCUGACGACCUGGAACGAUAUAUGAGGUCAACACCAAACGAUGGCCUUAUUCGCUAUUUCGGAGUCUUCCAUGACGAAAGACUCCUCAUCACCAAGCCUCAAGGAACGAAAGACAUGAUGCUUUUGCAGCCUUACAACUUCAAUAAACUUGCCAUUUCCAGGAAACUCAUUGGACAUCUCACGGGUCGAGGACUCGUAAUUGUGGACCAAGAAGAGCACAAGCGCCAACGAAAAGCUAUGGCUCCAGCUUUCAAGUUCAAGCAUAUUAAGAAUCUUUUCCCAAAGUUUUGGUUUCACGCGACUCGACUCGUCCAAGCUCUGGAAGACCAUAUUGAUAGGACAACUGAGGAAUCAGCCAUGGGUUGUCGUAUCGACGUGGACAACUGGCUGAUGCGCACUACACUCGAUGUCAUAGCCUCUGCUGGCUUUGGUGUAAAUGUCAAUGCAACCCAGGCUCCUGAUAAUGAGCUCGCAAGGCUAUUACCUUUGGCAAUGACGACAAGCUCACGGGCGACUUUUUACCGGCUAUUGGGCUCCCUGCUGCCCGAGUGGCUAUACUUCAGGCUGCCAAUGGAGAGAAAAUUUGAAAUAGACCGGAUGAAGAAGGCCCUACACAACGCCACAAUGCCACUCAUCGAGGCGAGAAAAGCCGCCUUCUCUCGCCGGGAAACCCUUGAUCCAGAAGCUGGGGAAGACAAAAAUACCGGAGAUUUUGCGGACACAGAUGUCAUCGCAACCCUGCUCCGGUUUCCACAUCCGCCUUCUGAUGAGGAGCUGUUGGCUCAGUCGGCAACUAUCAUGGUUGCUGGUCAAGACACUACGUCCGUUGCCACGACAUGGGCAUUGUAUCUUCUGGCGCAUCAUCCGAACGUUCAAGCGGCAUUGCGACACGAGGUGCAAACUCAUUUACCUAGUCCUGACUCCAAGACUGAGUCGGUGGAUGCGCCACUCGUCGAGUCACUUCCAUUCUUGGCAGCAGUGUGCAGUGAGACGCUGCGUCUGUUCCCUCCAGCGCCAAUCCUCAGGAGACAAGUGGCAAAGCCUGGAACGACCCUUCUAGGCGAACAUCUACCUGUUGGGACACAAGUUGCCACAAGCAUCUGGGGAACUCAUCACUCCGAGAGCAUUUGGGGGCUGGAUGCGGAUCAAUUCAAACCUGAGCGAUUCCUCCGGCAAGCAGAAAAUGGCAAGUUGAAGUUUGAUCCUCACGGUGGUCUCGAGGGUGAAGCAGCCACGUACUCCUUUGUUCCCUUUGGAGCCGGUGUCCGAAGCUGCAUUGGCGAAAGAUUUGCAAGAGGGGAGUUCGCAAUACUCUUGGCUGUUCUAGUCGGCAAGUUUGACUGGACACUGACCAACCCAAAAGCAAAGAUGGGAGACGACGUUGUGCUCAACUUCAGCCUUAUCAUCAAGCCACAAGGAGGAUUGUCGCUGAUGGCAAGGAAGAUUGAGGGUUGGUAAGAUACUCGAAGCAGGAUCGCUGGAUAAUGGUUUGUUCAUGAGCUUGACUAGCUCCGUGAGAAAUGCCUUCUUUGUCAAUGUCUUUGUCAGGCUACCUCUGCCCAGCAGAUGUACCGAAGGCCAUCUCCGUCUGGUGCCACAAGCCAAUAUGCAGUCUGCAAGUUGGAAACAUACACUUUUGACAAGAGCCAGCGGAAACACAACCGCCUCAGAGUGGUGUCUGACCCACGUGACUGAAGGGCUAUUUACGAGCUUCCAUAUUGGAGAUAGCCUUGUCCCAUAUCUAUGGAGUCUCACCCAAUCGAUCAGAACCUAUCUUUCAGCCUCGCAGAUCACCGCGGAGCCGUUUCACGCUUGGUCUGUCGAGGGAUUCUUUGGCAAGGAUUAUCUACAGGCCAUAUGCAUGUCGUCAUCGGAUUUCGACGACAAACAGCAGAAUCUGUCGAAUAUCAUAGUCACAAUGUGGUCAUCAGCCAUGCAGGAUGCAUCGUCUGGCUUGCCCGGUCGACAGAGAUAAGAUACCCUGUCAACAGAGAUUUUCCUCCUUCUCUCAAUGGGUGUCCGACAAUAUUCUACGUACCAAGUCUCUGGGCGCGUCAC